AUGAAAUCUAUGGAAGAUAAUUCCUCCAUACAAGUUCAUUCUCCAAGAAAUACGUUUUCUGCGGCUGUAUUUUCGUCUGCAGUAAGCAAUAUUGUCGGAUUCCCGUUAGACUCUAUAAAAGUUCGCCAACAGACAUACCACUUUCCUACAAUACGAUCUUGUUUUCAGAAUGCUAUUCAACAUGAAGGUUGGCGUGGCCUGUAUAGAGGGUUUACACUUCCUCUAAUUUCAGCAACAAUGUCGCGUUCAAUUUCAUUUACUUUAUAUGACUCAUUUAAGCAUUCGCUCGAAAAUACAACGCCGUCUGUGCGUUACUUUUUGUCCGGUUUGGGUACGGGAUCUUUAAUUUCAAUGUUUGCAUGCCCCUUUGAAUAUUCCAAGCUAUAUUCCCAAAUACAUGCUCUUUUACGGAAACAAGAUGUACAGAAAAAUAUAAAUAAACCGUAUAAACCUUCACAGAGGCCGCUCUCUUCAUUCCGAAGUGCUAGUGAUAUUGUACGCCGGUACGGAUUUUUCUCUUUAUGGAACGGUUAUCGGUAUCAUUUGGCACGGGAUGCAUUUGGUUCUGCUUGCUACUUCACUAUUUAUGAGACCUUUAAAGGGUUUUUGAUUUCAAAUCACAUUACUCCUAGUUUUGCAUAUGCUUUUUCGGGCGCUUUUUGUGGUGCUUUAUCUUGGGUUUUGGUUUUUCCCAUUGACACUGCUAAAUCUAUUGUACAGAAGAAUACACUUCUUUCCGUGAAAACGCCUCUCUCUUCUAUUCCUUGGCUCUCGUUUUCUAUAUAUCGCGGAAUCGGUAUUUCGCUUAUGCGAAGCGCUUUAAUCAAUUCUUGCAAUUUUACUCUUUUCGAGGCAUUGCGUGAUGUCUCUUUCUUUCAAUAG
Schizosaccharomyces osmophilus is the source of this 882-nucleotide messenger RNA. RefSeq names its product mitochondrial carrier, ornithine Ort1 (gene ort1). Bases 1 to 882 code for a protein of 293 amino acids. The record is from RefSeq and is a predicted model, not a curated record. Gene Ontology annotation, biological process: transport. The transcript has a single exon. Lineage: Eukaryota; Fungi; Ascomycota; Schizosaccharomycetes; Schizosaccharomycetales; Schizosaccharomycetaceae. Gene Ontology annotation, molecular function: transmembrane transporter activity.